Zeugodacus cucurbitae (melon fly) is the source of this 2874-nucleotide messenger RNA. RefSeq names its product ribonuclease Z, mitochondrial (gene RNaseZ). Lineage: Eukaryota; Metazoa; Arthropoda; Insecta; Diptera; Tephritidae. Bases 171 to 2720 code for a protein of 849 amino acids. Gene Ontology annotation, cellular component: mitochondrion. The transcript has 4 exons. Gene Ontology annotation, molecular function: 3'-tRNA processing endoribonuclease activity. The record is from RefSeq and is a predicted model, not a curated record. Gene Ontology annotation, biological process: mitochondrial tRNA 3'-end processing.
UUGUGGUGAAUUUUUUCUGACUUUUCAACUCGCCUUUUAUCGACGUUUUACCUUUUCUUACUUUCGUUGUCAUCUCUAACAAAUUGCAACAGCUGUGAAGUUAUGUCAAAACGCUGCUUUAGGCGACGCAUGUGUUCUUCCCCAAGUAGUCAGCUGUAUUGUAAACGCUUAUGUUGUUCAACAGCGCAUUGCGACGUAGCUUUGCACGUGUCAAAAUUUUACAAUUCACACAUAUAAACACACUGCUACACAUGGAAUCUCCAGUAACAAGAACACACAGCACAACUAUGACGAAGGCAGAGGAAGCACAAGCAGAGCUGCUGCAAGAGAAGAGUAACGAUAAUUAUACAAAGGAAUGUGCAAGUAAGGAUGCGCUUAGUGCUGUGCUCUCUAAAGUGACUGUUACAAACCAAAAAACUAAGCCUGCACCACCACAACUGCGACGGGAGAAGCAAUUGCAAGCCGCCAAAAAGAAAUCAAUGCCUUAUAUACCAGGUAUAGUGAAUUUACAAGUGCUCGGUGCCGGUGCCAAUGGUUCACCAAGUGCCAUAUAUCUGUUCACCGAUCAGGCGCGUUAUUUGUUCAACUGCGGUGAAGGCACACAGCGUUUGGCGCAUGAGCAUAAAACAAAGUUGUCGCGUUUAGAACACAUUUUCGUUACGCGCAAUACGUGGCCAGUGGUGGGUGGUUUUCCAGGCUUAGCGUUGACUGUGCAGGACGCAGGCGUAAAAGAAAUGGCGCUGCAUGGACCACCACAUUUGGAUAGCAUAUUGCACAGCAUGAAGCGCUUUGUGGUGCUGAAAACGCUGAAGAUAAAUACCUGCGAUUGCACGCAAUCCACAGACUUCGAAGACGCCGUGAUGAGCGUUAGAUAUGUGCCGCUUUAUAAGCAAUCAGUAAAUCCUUAUCAAACGAUAGACGCUAACAAUCAGAUGGUAGUUGCUUACAUAUGCAAGCUGAAACCACGUCCUGGCGCGCUUAACUUGGUAAAAUGUGUCGAACGUGGUGUGCCACCAGGUCCACUGUUGGGUCAGCUGAAAAACGGUUUCGAUGUUACGCUACCCGAUGGCACAGUGGUGCAUUCCAAGGAUGUUAGUGAGCCCAGUGAAACAGCGCUCUCCUUUGUAUUCUUGGAUAUACCCACAGCGGAGUACUUGCCAGCACUACAAGCACAAGCGGCGCUAUUCCGUAAGCUGCAAGAGGAUACGGAAAGUAAAGUUGCGCUUGUGGUGCACUUUACGCCUGCGCAAAUGUUGGAGAAUAAUUCCUAUCGCGAUUUUAUGCAGAACUUCACGUCAAGCACACAGCAUUUAUAUUUGAAUUCGCCACAUAACAACUUUUCCGGUUACAUAGCCGCGCAUCGCAUACAAUAUCAAUUGAAUCAAUUAAACGCGCGCACAUUUCCCUUACUUGCUGAAGCGCUGGAGUCCUGCAACAGCGCGAACAUUAGCAAUACAUUGAAGCGCACCAAAUUAGGCGAAACGGAGAAAGUGGGAGCAGAAGCGAAAACUGCAAGUUCAGUGGAUGUUGCUAAUGAAACGCAGCUAACAAAUAUAAAUUCGCUUACAAACUUUCAUUUGCGGCCGCGUAAAGGCCUUGAUCGCAGCGCCGAAGCGCAGCUAAAUCCCAGUGAAUAUAUUGCCGAAACACAAGCGCUCGCUGAUUUUCCAACAUUACUGAGCAAACUUAAAGAAAUACAACAAACGCUACCCGAACCAAAAUGUACCGCUGAAUACCCGAAAAUCACUUUUCUCGGCACCGGCUCCUGUAUACCGAAUAAAACACGCAACGUGAGCGCCAUUAUGAUACAGCCAGCCGAAAAUUCUUUCAUGCUGCUCGAUUGCGGUGAGGGUACACUAGGACAGAUUGUGCGCCUUUAUGGCCAACAACGCGCCGAAAGUGUUAUACGCAAUCUGAAAGCGAUUUAUAUCUCGCACUUGCAUGCCGAUCAUCAUAUCGGACUGAUUGGCUUGUUGAAUGAGCGUCAACGCUUGCUGCAGGAGCUAGAAGUGCCGCUGGCCGAGCAAAAAGUAUUGCUCUUUGCACCAGUGCAAAUACAGCCUUGGCUGAACUUCUACAACGCGCGCAUUGAGAGCAUCGCACAAGCUUACACGCUCAUCGGCAAUGCCGAAAUGUUAGAACAACCAAUGCCUUUCCAUGAAACACGCGCCGAUCUCGGUAUUGAUGCAGUCGCCACCUGCCUGGUACGUCAUUGUCCGCACUCAUUUGGUGUGAGUGUGCGCCUACCAGCGCCAAUAGGUAGCAAUGGACCGAUAACAAUCACUUACAGUGGCGAUUCAAUGCCCUGUCGCGAUCUAGUCGAGUUGGGGCGCAACUCCACUGUGCUCAUACACGAAGCCACCAUGGAGGAUGAUCUGAUUGAAGAGGCGAAAGUGAAAAUGCAUAGCACUAUUUCGCAGGCGAUCGCACAGGGACGCGAAAUGCAAGCACAAUACAUUAUACUAACGCAUUUCUCGCAGCGUUACGCCAAAUUGCCGCGUAUGCAGCAGUUGGUUGGCGGUGAAGGGGAGCCGCAGUUGAAUAAUGUGUCGAUAGCAUUUGAUAAUAUGCAAGUUUCGUUGGGUGAUUUGGAGCAAUUUCAUCACAUGUACCCGGCGUUACAUGCGCUCUUUGCCGAACAUGCCGAGGAAUUGGAACAGAAGGCAUUGAAACGUGAAAUGAAAUUGGAACGAAAACGGAAAUUGUUAAAUACGGAGUGAGGAGUGGAGUGGAUUUGGUAUAAAUGUUAUUAGAUUUUAUUACAUUACGCUUGUAAAUUCUAAAUUUAUUUGUUAGCUAUAAAAACAUACUGACGUGGUAAAAAUCAGUAUGUAAAUAUACAAAUAUAUAAGGCUUAUAAAAUUAUUUAAAACA